UUAGGUUUUGAUAAAAACAGGAGACAAGAAGUUUCCAACCUUCUUCUUCAGGCACGCAAAACUCACAAAACUACCACUGCCGCCCGCCGUCUCCCUCCUAGCCUUGCUACGCCGCACGUCGUCUCCGCCUCACGCCGCCGUCGACCACCGGUUAGUCUCGCCAGUUUUCUCUCUCCAAAUCCAUCUUUCGCAGCUUUCUCUCUCCUUAAGAUUACGUCCUUCGGCCACCGCACCGCAGCCACACUGCCGCCGCCGGAUAAGAAUACUCAAGUCUUUUUGGGUAAGAUUCAGCGGGUAGGAGUGCUCUAAACUCCAUUCGAACUCAAAUAAGGUUCUUUAAAAUUGUCCCUAACAAUUGGAAGAGCUUCAAAUAAAUUUGAACACUUUUCUGCAGAGUUCCAAGUCCGUCUUGGUGAGUGUUAGGUAAGAAAGCUUUGUUCAGGUUUUCCGUACUGAGAACUCUUAAUUGUAUAAUACGAGUAGUUUCGGACUCCUGGACUCGUUCCAGCGAAGACUCAAAACUCUUUUGGUAAGAUUUAGGUGUUAAAGUAUUGUUUGGACCCUUUUGAACUCUUAGUAAGUUCGUAAAUUAACAAUUUAAAUGGCUAAGAGGUCAAGGGCCACCUACUGGGAAUUAAUUUCUGAGGAGUUUUUUUGACACCAAAUGAUGCAGGGGACUCGCGAAUAUUAAAAAAGAAAAAAGUAAGUUUUGUAAAUUAAUUCAUGACUGCUUGAAACUCUCUUUUUGUAGUUAGGACCUGAUUCGGAGUGUUCAGUUUAAGAGUUAAGGUUUUGAGUAAGGAUUAUCGCAUCCACAUUCUUUCAGUUCCGGUUUUGGGAUUUCAAGUUGAUUUAUGCCUUGUUCCUGUUACUUUUUUUAAUUGGCUACCAUUGGGCUUGUUUUAGGAGUGCAAUAGUUAAGUCGAAUUCUACUUUAUGGGUCUGUUUGAUAUAUAUGUUAAUAUGUUGGUUGUUAUAUCCAUUUUAUAUAUAUUUCUCAUAUGAAAUUCUGAAAUAGUUGUGUUGUCAUGAUUGAGCAUGCCUGGAUGCAUAUGGAUGUUCUUAUUUAUAUAGUUGGACGCGCUUGGAUGCUUGUUGUGACUGUAUUUUGUAUAGCAUGCCUUUGCACUUUGGUGUUCACCUAUCUCUAUGAGUGCAUAAUGGCAGUUGUACUUUAUGUCUAUGAGAAAACAUAGUUUUAGUACAUCAAGUAUUGCCAUUGCUGCCUUCAUCACCCUUUCAUUCACGUAGGAAAAAUAAUCAAAUCUAGAAAAAUAUGAUAGAAAGAAAUUAUCGUGAUAUAAAGUUGAUUUUAAACUAUAGUUUCUUGAGAAAAAGUAUUGAAAAUCUAAGUUGUCUAAUUUUUCAAACUAUUGUUUUUGAACAAUAUUACAAAUCUGACGUACCCAACCCAAAAAAUCCCUCUAACCCUUGGGCUACAUUUGUUUAAAUGGGCUGAAAUAGGUGGUCUCACAUACGGACCAAUCUUCCAUAUCAAACAUGUCUCCUCUGAGUUGAUUACUAAUAAAAUCAUGUAAAACCCUAUAUUGGUUCCUUUUGUUCUUCACCUUCUUUCUCACUAGUCAUUCCUGCACAGGGAAAGAAAUAAUGAAGUUGAAGAUUGACAGCAAGAGCUUACAGAAGACACACAAACUACAGAAAAAGCAUGGUACAAAGAAAAGCCACGUCGAUGAAAGCCAGACGCAAUCGGAAAAGCAGAACAAUGUUGAACUACAUUUAGAACAAGAAGCUCCAACCCUAGAUGAGGCUCCAUUACAACAACAUUCAGAUUCUGCUCCACCCUUCGGUUGUAAUGAGGAUCAUGUCAAUGCGGGUGACAACCAUGGUAAUUUUGAGAACGAUCAUGACCAAGAAAACGAGAAUGACAACCCCAUACCUGAUCCAGUAGAUGAAGAAAGUGAUUCAUCUGAGGAUGAGGUAGCUCCUAGGAACACAAUUGGAGAUGUUCCCUUGGAAUGGUAUAGAGAUGAAAAACAUAUUGGAUAUGACAUAUCUGGAAAGAAAAUAUUGAAGAAAGAAAGAGAAGACAGAUUACAAUCAUUUUUAGCAAGUGCUGAUGACUCAAAAAGUUGGCGCAAGGUAUAUGAUGAAUAUAAUGAUGAGGUAAUAGAGUUAUCGAAGGAAGAAGUCAGGCAACUGCGGAAACUGCUCAAAGGAAAGGCUCCGCAUGCAGAUUUUGAUCCAUAUGAGUCUUAUGUUGAUUGGUUUAAGUGGGACGAUGCCAAGCACCCACUGUCAAAUGCACCUGAACCAAAAAGGCGUUUUAUCCGGUCAAAAUGGGAAGCCAAGAAGGUUGUUCGAUUAGUUCGGGCAAUUCGAAAUGGACAUAUUAAAUUUGAGAAGCCCAAAGAAGAGCAACGUUUCUACAAUUUGUGGGGAGAUGAUUCUAGCUCCACAGAGAAGACGACACAUUUGUCUUACAUUCCUGCACCAAAACCGAAGUUGCCAGGUCAUGAUGAAUCAUAUAAUCCUUCAUUGGAAUAUAUCCCUACUCAAGAAGAAAUAAACUCAUAUCAGUUAAUGUAUGAAGAAGAUCGACCAAAGUUUAUUCCUAGGAGGUUUACAUCCAUGAGAAGCGUACCUGCCUAUGACAACGCUCUUAAGGAUGCAUUUGAACGUUGUUUGGAUCUAUACUUGUGCCCUCGUGUGAGGAAGAAACGUAUUAAUAUUGAUCCUGAAUCUUUGAAACCUAAGCUGCCAAACCGGAAAGAUCUUAAACCUUAUCCAACUACAUGCUAUCUUGAAUAUAGAGGUCAUAAGGAUGCUGUAAUGUCCAUUUCAACUGAAGCCAAUGGCCAAUGGAUUGCUUCAGGUUCAUUGGACGGAACUGUUCGGAUAUGGGAAGUUGAAACAGGUAGAUGUCUCAAAGUAUGGGAGCUUGGGGAAGCUGUAAAGUAUGUAGCUUGGAAUCCUAAGCCUGAGCUUCCAGUAUUGGCUGCUGCUGUGGGUGUUGAUGUAUUGCUUUUAAACACUGGUUUUGGGGAUGGGGAGGUUCAAGCAAAAAUUAAGGAAGUUCUCCAUGUCGACAAACUUCCCGUGACAGAAAAUUCUGAUAAGACACCAGUUGCGACCUGGCUUCAAGAUGACAAGAUCGGGGGGAUUAGAUUGAGGCAUUUUAAGACUGUAUCUGCAGUUGAAUGGCAUCGUAAAGGAGAUUACCUUUCAACAGUUAUGCCAGCUGGUGAAUCAAGAGCAAUUCUUAUUCAUCAGCUCUCUACAAAGCUAACACAAAAAAUUCCAUUCAAGUUGCGUGGGCUUCCUGUUUCAUCAGUUUUUCAUCCCACUCAAUCUAUCCUCUUUGUAUCAACGAAGACGGAGGUCCGUGUUUAUAAUCUAUUGAAGCAAAAGCUCAUGAAAAAACUGAAAACUGGACUCCGUGAAGUUUCUUCUAUUGCUGUGCAUCCAGCUGGUGAUAAUGUUAUCGUGGGGAGCAGAGAAGGAAAAUUAUGUUGGUUUGAUAUGGACCUUUCAUCACAGCCUUACAAAAUUCUCAGCUGCCAUCCAAAAGAUAUCACAAAUGUUGCCUUCCAUCGAUCACGUCCAUUGUUUGCAUCUUGCUCUGAUGAUGGCACCGCAUAUGUUUUCCAUGGGAUGGUUUACUCGGAUCUUACACAGAAUCCCCUUAUUACACCGUUGGAAAUACUAAGAGGACACAAAAACGUUAAUGGAAGAGGAGUAAUGGACUGCAAAUUUCACCCGAUGCAGCCAUGGUUAUUUACUGCUGGUGCAGAUUCAGUGAUCAAAUUGUACUGCCAUUGAUAAGAUUUUACGAAAUCAACCUUGGGACGUGUUCGGCACGUGUUGUGAGGCAGCUUGGCAUAUGGGAAUGUUGUUUUGCUCGGAUCGGAUUAAGGUCAAAGAGUCACAAUUUUGUCUGUUCUUCAAUCUAGUCUUUUCACAAUGCAAGGAUUAUACAUGAAUAGAAGCUAGUCCAUUCUUUGGCGUCCAUAGUUUAAAGAAACGAGAUUUAUGAUUUUUCCAAAUUAUUUGUGCCCUCUCAUGGAAAGCAAAUUGUACCACGGAAUUAUCUAAAAUUUUGUUGAUGAGGCUACUAAUGGAGUUAUAGUAUGGUAAAACGGUUUGAGACAGA
Benincasa hispida (wax gourd) is the source of this 4111-nucleotide messenger RNA. Lineage: Eukaryota; Viridiplantae; Streptophyta; Magnoliopsida; Cucurbitales; Cucurbitaceae. The record is from RefSeq and is a predicted model, not a curated record.